AUGAAGUCCUAUAGCCGGACGGAGGUAUCCUGUGCAAAAAUAAAUCGCGCUCGUAGUGGUCAUUGCAGUUGUAGUUUGGCAUGACAGAGACAGAUCUGCUUUCAUGCUACUUCAAUUUGCAUGACAGAUUUCGAUAUAAAUUGCUUCAAAAAAUAAUUUGCCAUGCACUUUCCACUACGAGGACGAUCAAAUUUUUGCAAUGCAUAGGAGGUGAAAGUAAUCGACUUUGGUUCCUCAUGCUUCAUCGAUGACCAUCUAUCGUCCUACGUGCAGUCAAGGAGUUACCGGGCACCGGAAGUGAUUUUGGGAUGCCAGUAUUUUUUUUCAUCAUGAUGUUGCAACAACUGAGGAAUGGUUUACAUUUAGCGCCUUAGGCUCUGCUACUAGUGCUGAGACCUGCUAUUUGAAUAAGUACGUGUAAGUAUCUAGCACUGGUGAUGGUAGUUUCUCAUCCUGCAUUUACGGAACAAAAUUUUAGCCUUCGUGCAUGUCGCAUGAAAAUAAAGCGAAAUUCACUUCAGGUACGACCAGAAGAUCGACAUUUGGUCCCUCGGUUGCAUUCUCGCGGAACUGUGGACGGGGUAUGUACUCUUCCAAAACGAUUCCGUGCAUAGCCUCCUUGCACGAGUGUUGGGCAUCAUCGGCCGGUUUCCGUUUUGGAUCAUGGCUAGCGGGAGGCAUGUGCCGCAAUUUUUCACCCAGGACGGGCGGUUGUAUCAGCAGAUUAAGAUGAUCCAGGAUCCAGUAUGA
Messenger RNA from Amoebophrya sp. A120, 750 nucleotides. The record is from the annotation of a GenBank genome assembly. Lineage: Eukaryota; Dinophyceae; Syndiniales; Amoebophryaceae.